Messenger RNA from Elaeis guineensis (African oil palm), 1121 nucleotides. RefSeq lists its product as uncharacterized. The record is from RefSeq and is a predicted model, not a curated record. Gene Ontology annotation, biological process: fatty acid biosynthetic process. Gene Ontology annotation, molecular function: hydro-lyase activity. NCBI's taxonomy places the organism in Eukaryota, Viridiplantae, Streptophyta, Magnoliopsida, Arecales, Arecaceae.
UUGCGAAAGUGUUCGCUGAGCCAUACUUUGUUCCGUCCGUCAUCCAAUUUUCUCUCUUCUGCUCUCUCUUACUCUCUUCUUCGAAAUGGAAGCCUCCGCCAUGGCGAGAUCUCUCCUCUCCACGCCUCCACCUCACCCCAAUCCAUCGCUCUCUCGCCAUCGCUCCACUCCGGAACCCCUCCCCGUUCCUUUCCCCAAAUCUCAACCGAGGUAUGCUUUUCCUGCCGUUCUAUCUCUCACAAAUCCUAAAUCCCCCGCUUCGGCGCUGGGAUGGGAGAGACGGGGCCGCUUCCUGAUUCGCUUCUCCGUCGAUGGCGCGGUGAAGACGGAAGAAGUAGUCCCGAUCGAGAAGAGGUUUCCGCCGUUUCCGACUGUCAUGGACAUCAACCAGAUCCGUGACAUUUUGCCUCAUCGGUUUCCGUUUCUUCUAGUGGAUAGAGUGAUCGAGUACCAGCCUGGAGUUACUGCUGUAGGUAUCAAGAAUGUGACGAUUAAUGAUAACUUCUUUCCUGGUCACUUCCCAGAGAGGCCGAUAAUGCCUGGUGUUCUCAUGGUUGAGGCCAUGGCACAGGUUGGCGGUCUGGUCAUGCUGCAGCCAGAAGUAGGUGGCUCCCGUGACAACUUCUUCUUUGCUGGGAUUGACAAAGUGAGAUUUCGGAAGCCUGUGAUCGCAGGGGACACCUUAGUUAUGAGGAUGACACUGAUCAAACUGCAAAAACGCUUUGGGAUAGCUAAGAUGGAAGGGAAGGCAUACGUAGGUGGUGAUGUGGUCUGCGAGGGUGAAUUUCUGAUGGCCACUGGAAGCGAAUGAUUUGUGUGAGAGGCGAUGAUCUAGAUAUGAUCUGCCUCACAUCACUCUGAUCUAUAAAAGAGUUGUUUCAAUUUUGUGUUGUACUCAAACUUCUCUGCCACAAGGAACUUCCCUGUGCAUCUAUUACCAUCUGAUGAGCUUUACCAAAAAGGACCUACCGUAGCCAACAUCUUCCUAUUUUUCGUAGUUCAGCCUCUGAAAAGUAUAGGGUUAAUGUUUUGUAAUCUAGCUCUUAGAUACCAUAUUAUUCGCAGAAGUUUGUUUGUCCCAUUUGAGAAGAAGAUAUAGAAUACUGCUGGGAUUAAGUUCG